Molecule: messenger RNA, 738 nt
Organism: Fusarium keratoplasticum
Lineage: Eukaryota; Fungi; Ascomycota; Sordariomycetes; Hypocreales; Nectriaceae
Exons: 1
Coding region: 1-738 (245 amino acids)
Source: RefSeq, a predicted model, not a curated record
AUGGCCAUCUCUUCCGCCGCGCCCCAGAUCCCGCCUCUAGAGCCCUCGUCCCCAAUCUUCCAGCGAACCCGAGCCGCCCUCGCCGCCAUCAUGCCAGCCGACUUUGACAAGCAGAGCUACUGGCACAAGCGCUUCGCCUCCGAAAAGGCCUUUGAGUGGCUCGUCAAGUCGGCCGAUUUCAUGCCGCUAGUCGAGCAGGUCCUCGAACGGUUGGACCCGGCCACGGCACGGAUCCUCCACAUCGGCUUUGGCACCAGCGACCUUCAAAACCACUUCCGGGCCCGGGGCUUCCGCAACCUUCUCAAUGUCGACUACGAGCCUCUCGCCAUUGACCGCGGCCGCGAACUUGAGGCACAGGCAUUCGGGGAUGUGCAAAUGCGCUACGAGGUUCACGAUGCCACACAGCUCGACCUAAAAGAAAAGUUUGAUCUCAUCGUCGACAAGAGCACCGUUGACGCUAUUUCAUGCGCCGGCGAGACCCCGCUACGCCGUAUGGCCGCCGGCAUCCGGAAUUGUCUCACCGAUGGCGGUGUAUGGGUUUCCCUCAGCUACUCUUCCUCGCGCUUCGACCUUGAUGACCUACCUUUUGACAUCGAGGUUCUCGCCAAGGUUCCUACGCCUAAGCUACUACCACAUGAUCCGGACCUAUACUACUGGUGCUAUCUCCUCCGGCCGAAGCGAGACACGCCCUUCGACUCCCCCGCCGCAAUGGACGACAAUCCCGCCGGGGAAGGCUAA